Molecule: messenger RNA, 1512 nt
Organism: Macrosiphum euphorbiae (potato aphid)
Lineage: Eukaryota; Metazoa; Arthropoda; Insecta; Hemiptera; Aphididae
Source: the annotation of a GenBank genome assembly
AUGGACGACACAAAAGUGAUUGCCUCACUCGAUACUUUCUACUCUGCGUGCAUGGAUUUGCGGAAACAUAACUACGACAAAUGCAUUGAGAGCUGCACAAUUAUAUUAUCGAAAAACCCUUAUGACCAGGCGGCAUGGGCUCUAAAAAUGCGUGCAUUAACUGAACAACUGUCUAUUGAUGAUAUUGAAGCAGAAGAAGAAGGCAUCGCUGAUUCUUACUUUAACUCUGAUGCAAUAGCUGAAAAUGCUAGAGUAGGUACAUCAUUAAGAACAGCACAAGACACUAAUAACCAAAGGCCUCGGACAGUUGGCGGAAGGCCCUUAAGUGGUAUAGUUCGUCCAUCAACUUCAUCUGCUGGAGGCAAUAAUUUACAAAUGGCUUUGAAAACACCACGUACUGUCGGUUCCUCAAGACCGUUAACGUCUCAAUCAGCUAGAAAUAUACGCCUCGGUACUGCGUCUAUGGUCUCCCAAAUUGAUGGUCCUUUUAUUAAUAUAUCCCGUUUAAAUUUUCCUAAAUAUGCAUCUGAUAAACAACUUUCAAAGUUGUUGUUCAACUACAUAUAUUAUCAACAAAACGAUAUUAGAAAUGCAUUAGACUUUGCGGUGGAAGCAACUAAAUGUUGCAACUUUGAGGACCCUUGGUGGAAAGUGCAGCUGGGAAAAUGUUAUGUAAUGUUAGGAUUACUUCGAGACGGGGAAGCUCAGUUUAGAUCUGCUUUACAACAUGGACCUAAUAUUGAAGUGUUCUUGCGUCUUUCACGAUUAUUCAUUCGCCUCGACCAGCCUUUAAGUUCGUUAGACAUAUGUCAGAAAGCCAUGUCUUGGUUUCCGCAUGAAAUUACAUUACUCAUCGAAAUGGCUAGAAUAUUUGAGGGUCUAAACAAUAUACCAAUGUCAGUUAAAUACUAUAGAGAUAUACUUGAAUUGGAUGCAACAGAUAUGGAAUCAAUUGCGUGUAUUGGAUUACAUCAUUUUUAUUCUGAUCAGCCCGAAGUAGCUUUAAGAUAUUAUAGGAGACUGCUACAAAUGGGUUUAUACAAUGCUGAGCUUUUUAAUAAUCUAGGACUGUGCUCAUUCUAUGCCCAACAAUUUGAUGUAGUUACGGCAUGUUUUGAAAACGCAUUAAGAUUGGCAUUAGAUGAUAAUGCAGCAGACGUCUGGUACAAUAUCAGUCAUGUGGCAAUUGGUUUUGGUGAUUUGGAUAUAGCCGAGCACAGUUUGCAUUUAACAUUAUCUUUGAAUAGUUCUCAUGGUGCAGCUUUAAAUAACUUGGCUGUAUUGCUAUGGCGUAAAAACAAUGUGUCCCGGGCAGAAUCCUUAUUGAACUCUGCAAUAGCAGCUGAAGAUCACCUUUACGAACCACAUUAUAACAGAGCUUUACUAGCUCAAGAGGAAGGUGAUCACCAAACAAGUUACGGUAUGGUAAAGAAGUCGCUCUCAAUAUAUCCUAAUCAUUACAAUUCUAGAGAUAUUUUAAACGAAUUAAAAAAAUACUUUUCUAGUCUUUAA